Molecule: messenger RNA, 1764 nt
Organism: Ostrinia nubilalis (European corn borer)
Lineage: Eukaryota; Metazoa; Arthropoda; Insecta; Lepidoptera; Crambidae
Exons: 10
Coding region: 12-1733 (573 amino acids)
Biological process (GO): proteolysis
Molecular function (GO): serine-type endopeptidase activity
Source: RefSeq, a predicted model, not a curated record
GGGUUGCAGGAAUGAAGUGGUCUUGGCUAGUGUUCGUAGCGGCAGCGGCAGUGGUAGGAGCGAACCCCAUCGAGGGACCGCAGUGGUAUUACCAUGACGCUGUGGGGAUUCCACUGUCUGCGCGCUUAAUGGAGUUGGAGAAACAAGUCAAUUAUACCAGAAUUGUUGGCGGCACCGCGUCGAAUUUAGGCGCGCAUCCUUUCAUGGUGGGAAUUGUAAGCCAUUUUGCUGGGACUUCAGCUACGUCAGUAUGCGGGGCAUCCCUUUUGUCGAACACGCGCUCGCUGACGGCGGCGCACUGCUGGUUCGAUGGCUGGCGCUGGGCGCAAAGGUUCACGAUGGUGUUCGGUUCCCAGAGGCUUCAUUCCGGCGGCGUCCGCAUUGAUACUUCCGACAUCGUAAUGCAUCCCAGCUGGAACGUAAAUAAUUACCAAAACGACAUAGCCGUCGUCAGGCACAACUGGGUUACAUUUACCAAUAUCAUCAGUCCCAUAAACUUGCCGACUGGGCAACAGAACAACAACUUUGCUGGCACUUGGGCUAUGGCUAUGGGCUUUGGGAUGACAUCAGACUUUACACCACCCGCACAAAACCAGGAGUUGAGGCAAGCGAACCUGCAAGUGAUCACGAACGCUCAGUGCCUUCCAAGAUGGCCGAACAUCGUUGCAUCAUCGUUGUGCACAACGGCGCCUGUCGGUGUUAACGUUUGCGUCGGCGACUCCGGCGGCCCGCUCGUGGUCGGUAGUGGCAACAGCCGAAUUCAGAUCGGCGUAGUUUCCUUUGGUGCUCACAGUUGUGAAGCAGGCCAAUUCUCUGUCUUUGCACGUGUCACUUCAUACCUGUCCUGGAUCUUAUCAACGCUUGGGAGGAUAAUUUCUAAAAUGAAGUGGUGCUUGUUACUUUUUUUAGUAGCAGUGGUAGUGGAAGCGGUUCCCUUCGAGGCACCGCGGUGGUCCUACCACGAGAAAGUGGGAAUUCCGAUGUCCGAGCAACUGAAGAAGUUUGAGUUGGCAGCCAAUUCUAGCAGAAUUGUUGGCGGCACCUCGGUGCCUCUUGGCAGGCAUCCUUUCAUGGUGGGAAUCGUGAUCCACUUGUUCACUGCAUCCACGUCUAUGUGCGGCGCGUCUCUCCUGACGCACACGCGCUCGCUGACGGCAGCGCACUGCUGGUACGACGGCUGGCGCUGGGCGCGUAUGUUCACCAUGGUCUUCGGCUCCCAGACGCUGCAUAUUGGCGGUUUGCGUAUCGACACCGAAGAUGUUGAGAUGCAUCCCGACUGGAACACAGUAAAUCUCAACAACGACGUCGCUAUCGUCCGGCACGAUUGGGUUGCCUUUAAUGAUAUUACUAGACCCAUCAAUCUACCAAUUGAUCAAGCAAACAACGAUUUUGCUGGAUCUUGGGCGAUAGCUGUUGGCUACGGGAAACAAUUCGAUAAUCAGGUUCCCACAUUUAAUCCGGACUUGAGAGAGGCACACCUUCAGGUGAUACCAAACGAAGUGUGUCGUCAGUUGUAUCCUGGUUUUAUUGUAGACUCAACUCUCUGCACAAUAGGACCCAUUGGGACCAAUAUUUGCCAAGGUGACUCAGGCGGCCCUCUUGCGCUUGAAACUGGCGAUGACCGAAUUCUGAUUGGUGUUGUUUCGUUCGGAGCUGGUGCCUGCGAGGGAGGGCAUCCAGCUGGCUAUGCGCGCGUGACCUCUUUCUUACCCUGGAUUCUAUCGAGAAAUUAAACUAUUGUAAUAAAUAAUACUAACAAUAUAA